GGGAGUUGAAGUCCAAGAACAUCUGGAGGCUCAAGGUUGGGGGGGGCACUGCUUCCAUGACCUCCUGUGGGCAAUAAAUAUAUUCUUGGCCUCAAGGACUGACGUGCAGGGAGCUCAGGAGGCAUCCUGUGUCUUUUUCAAGGAAAAGCUUUCCAGCCUUUGUCUGGCAUAGACCUAGAUUAAAGAUAAUGUUCACGCAGUGGGAAGAGUGAUAUCUUUCAGACUGCCUGGUGCAGUAACACUUCUGAAAGGUGUGUCCAGCGUGAAUGCAGAGAUUUUUAUCAGAGAGAUGGGUUCUACUUUAGUUCUCUCACCAAGGUUUAUUUCCGUACGUAUGGCGAUUGUCACUUUGCAUGGGGGGGGGAGGUAUGGAGACAGGGAAACCUCUGACCCGCAUUUCGACUGGCACAGCCCGAGGAGGGGUGGUUUGGAUCAUUUUUCUUGUGUGAAACUCUGUUCUAAGAGGCUUCAUCAAGAUUCACCUCUUUCGGAGAGCAGUCACAUCAACCCCCAGUUGCGAUGAUCCAUUCUCAGUCUGUCGUAUUUGUCCCUUUCUUCCCACCUUCUAGAGUUUUGUGCACAGGGAGGCAUCCUCGGGCAAACGCUUAGCCUUGGCAGCCUCUUUCUUUUUCGUUUGUAAAUGAUGGAACUCACCUUGGAUCUCUAUGAGUGACUUGCCUUUUGUCUCUGGAAGCAACCAGAAGAUAACAAUCCACGCGAUUGCAAUGAAGCCCAUAAAAACCAGGAAGCAGAAGGUGUCCAGAUAGAGUACUAGAUAUGGAAAAACCAUCCCAAUUAAAUAGGUUCCCACCCAGUGGAGGACCAUGGUGAUGACAAACGCAGCCGGCCUGGAUGUCUGUGUGAAUAGUUCAGCAAUGAGGGGGAACGUGGAUCCGGCUGGCGCCAUGGCAUAAAUCGUAAUAAAGAGGAAGACAAGGACGGUGUUGCAAUAUGGGAUCCAGAAGGCUCGAUCUUGAAGGGAGAAAGUUGUCGUUAAGAAUGCCAAGACCAGGAUCAUUAGACCGUAUCCCCACAGCAUUAGUUUUCGUCUGCCGAAAUGCUCUAUCAUGUAGAGGCAAGAAAAGGUGGAGAAAAGCUCGCAGGCUCCAACCCCAAGGGUCACAUAGGAGAUGAGUUCUUGAUGAAAUCCGGCAGCGCUAAACACAUCAGAAGCAUAGAAGUAGAUGGCGUUGAUUCCACUUAACGAUAAAGCGCACGAUACUGUGACCAGCAAGUAUACCUGGCGUCGCAUGGAGGUGUCUCUUAAGAGCUGCAGCACAUUCAUGAUUUUGACUUUUGCCAUGGUGGCCUGUUCUUUCCGCAUAUCAUCCACUUCUUCCUUGUGAUUCCCUUCGCCCCAGAGCUGCCUCAUAGCUUUCAAACAGCCUUCUAAAUCGCCCUUCUGUGUCAAAAGGUGAGGUGGAGAUUCGGGGAAGAAGGGAAUGGUGGCCAGCAUCACCAAACCUAAUGCUCCACUGAUGGCCAGCAGGAGAGGCCAGAGAGAUUCAGUUCCUAAAAGUUCCUUUUGUCCUGUCAGUUGCCCUAGGAAUUUCCCCACAUUUACAAAAAUUGCAAGAGUGACAUUGAUGGCACCGCGCCGGUGCUUAGGGGAAAUUUCUGACACGUACUGACCUUGGACGCACGUGCCUAAACCCGUACUGAAGCCGUACAGAAGACGUCCGACCAGAAUCAUUUCGAAAGACUUUGCUGUUUUACUGGUGGCACUCAUCACUGCCGCAACUAACAUGAGUAAGCUACUGAAUAUCAGACAUUUCUUCUUCCCAUAUUUGGUAGACAAAUAGCCCGACAAGCAGCUUCCUAUCAAUCCUCCAAUGCUGAAGGCGGACACAAUGAAAGACCAGAGGAAGAUCCAGUUUGCUGACCAAAAGCAAGAAUUCAACAAACGCCCCACAAAGAUUGGUCGCCGUUCGUUGUCACGGUCCAUCUCUCAGUCAUCCACAGACAGCUACAGCUCUGCGGCCUCCUACACAGACAGUUCCGACGAUGAGACCUCCCCCCGGGACAAGCAGCAGAAGAACUCUAAAGGCAGCAGUGAUUUCUGCGUGAAAAACAUCAAACAGGCUGAAUUUGGGCGUCGGGAAAUUGAAAUUGCCGAACAAGAAAUGCCUGCGCUCAUGGCCUUGAGGAAACGAGCUCAGGGAGAGAAGCCACUGGCUGGAGCCAAGAUUGUGGGUUGUACGCACAUCACAGCCCAGACCGCUGUUCUCAUGGAAACCCUCUGUGCCUUGGGUGCUCAGUGCCGGUGGGCCGCCUGCAACAUCUACUCCACCCUCAACGAAGUGGCAGCGGCCCUGGCUGAGAGCGGCUUCCCCGUCUUUGCUUGGAAGGGAGAAUCCGAGGAUGAUUUCUGGUGGUGUAUUGAUCGCUGUGUCAACGUUGAAGGAUGGCAGCCGAAUAUGAUCCUGGAUGAUGGCGGAGAUCUCACACACUGGAUCUACAAGAAGUACCCCAACAUGUUCAAGAAGAUCAAGGGGAUCGUAGAAGAGAGUGUUACCGGUGUUCAUAGGUUGUACCAGCUGUCAAAGGCAGGCAAGCUGUGUGUCCCGGCUAUGAAUGUCAACGACUCCGUCACCAAACAGAAAUUCGACAACCUCUACUGCUGCCGAGAAUCCAUUCUAGAUGGCCUUAAAAGGACGACGGAUAUGAUGUUUGGAGGGAAGCAAGUGGUCGCUUGCGGAUAUGGAGAGGUCGGGAAGGGCUGCUGCGCUGCCCUGAGGGCCAUGGGCUCCAUUGUCUACGUGACCGAGAUCGACCCCAUCUGUGCCCUGCAAGCCUGCAUGGAUGGCUUCCGCCUUGUGAAACUCAAUGAAGUGAUCCGGCAGGUGGACAUCGUUAUCACCUGUACAGGCAACAAAAAUGUUGUGACUAGGGAACACCUUGACAGAAUGAAGAACAGCUGCAUUGUGUGUAACAUGGGACAUUCCAACACUGAAAUCGACGUGGCCAGUUUGCGGACGCCGGAACUGACGUGGGAGAGGGUGAGGUCUCAGGUAGACCAUGUCAUUUGGCCAGAUGGGAAGAGGAUAGUGCUUCUGGCAGAGGGGCGGCUGCUGAACCUGAGCUGCUCCACCGUCCCAACCUUUGUGCUGUCCAUCACAGCCACCACGCAGGCUCUGGCCUUGAUAGAACUCUACAAUGCCCCGGAAGGACGCUACAAGCAAGAUGUCUACCUGCUGCCUAAGAAAAUGGACGAGUACGUAGCGAGCCUUCAUCUCCCAACGUUCGACGCACACCUGACGGAGCUGACGGACGAGCAAGCGAAGUAUUUGGGGCUAAACAAAAACGGGCCUUUCAAACCAAACUACUACAGGUAUUAAUUCCCCGUUGCCAUAACAGGCAGGAAAGGGAGGAACAAGCAUCUCUUUCGGCUACUGUACAGGACGAACCAGGACAAGAUUCCGACUUUAGAACCAGGCUCGCUGCCGUAGACCACCACGUGUGUUAGGUUAUUUAUUUAUUAAACUAGAAUACUGUAAA
Molecule: messenger RNA, 3498 nt
Organism: Pogona vitticeps (central bearded dragon)
Lineage: Eukaryota; Metazoa; Chordata; Lepidosauria; Squamata; Agamidae
Source: RefSeq, a predicted model, not a curated record